Scatophagus argus is the source of this 3051-nucleotide messenger RNA. RefSeq names its product major facilitator superfamily domain containing 6-like (gene mfsd6l). The record is from RefSeq and is a predicted model, not a curated record. The transcript has 2 exons. The coding region runs from base 195 to 2045 and encodes 616 amino acids. NCBI's taxonomy places the organism in Eukaryota, Metazoa, Chordata, Actinopteri, Scatophagidae. Gene Ontology annotation, cellular component: membrane.
AGUUAAAUGGAUUCAUCGUCCACACAGCCACAGGUGCCCAACACUUUAAACACAAAAGAGACCACACGGUGAAUGUAGCCUAAUGUACGAGGUGAAACAUGACCGAUAGAAAAGUUUGAAGAAGUUUGUGCGGCCGACAUCAAAAGGUGCUCCAUGGGAAACCUGUGAGGAGAGACCAUGAGCUGCCCACAAUCAUGAGGAGGAACAAGCAGAUUGACGUCAAGCGUGCCCUCGCUCUGGCCGGCACCUUUAACUUCCUGUGCUGCUGUGCCAGAGGCUGCCUGCUCCCCUUCCUCACCCUGUACUUCAGACAGCUGGGUCUGGCUCCUGCGAUGACAGGCAUCAUCAUGGGAACGAAACACCUCAUAACGCUGGUCUGGAGCCCUGCGGCGAGCCUGCUCUCAAAACACUACAACAAGAGGCGAGUGGUCAUAACCGGCUCUCUUGUGUGUUCGGCAGCAGUUGCUCUGGUUCUGCUGCUUAUCCCACCUGCAGAUAUGCACAUGCAGACCAGCACCUGCAACAUGUCUGAUCUGAGCAGCGGUCCAACCCAAAGCCUGGGUGGUAACCCGCUCACGAGCAGUGCCCGACCUGCCACAUCAUCGACGAGAACUCACCUUAACGCUGACACGGCUGUUGUUUCUCAGGCUGUUGUAACUUUUCCUGCUAAGGCACCUCCUGAUACUACAUCUGCUGCUGUUGGAACAAGCAGAACUUCACUUUAUCAGCAUAAUGAAGAUACAUUUAAUUCUCAGCUGCCACAAGAGAACAUAUCAGUUAUGGUCAACAAGACUUUUGGAGUACAAAAGAUCAGUGAUUCAAAAACGCACCAAAUCACCAGGUCCGUGGCAGCUCCAGUGAGGAGCAAGAGGUCCAACUUCAAAUCAGGAUCAGGAGAAGAAACGAGGGAAAAGAGAACAGAAGAAGAGAAGAAGGAGGUCAGUUCUGACUUUCUGGGCAGCCUGAAGGUGAUGGACACACAGCAUCAACUCUUCUUCUUGAUACUCAUUGUUGUGUCGGUGUGGGAGACUGCGUCAGCCCCUCUGGAGCUGACGGCAGACGACGGCCUGUAUGAGUAUCUAGACUAUGCAGAUGCUUCGGACCGCUACAGCAGCACGGGACUGUGGGGUUUACUCGGAGCAGCAUGCGGGGUUGGAGGAGCAGGGUUGCUGGUCAGCCAGUUGAACUGUCUCAUAGCUGGUCAGACCCCCAGGAGCGCAGUGCAUUUCUACUGUUACGCUGGUGUGGCAGCUCUGGCCCUGCCUGCAGCUACCUACCUACCUCUCUACCUGAAUAAGAAGCGAGACCGGGCCAGCGGGCUCCUUAAGGCCAUGCAGCUGGUGCACGGUUCCCCCCGCGCUCUGCUCUGCGCAGUCACCACCCUGUUGGUUGGGGUAGCAGGCUCGGCCGUAGAUAACUUCCUCCUAUGGCAGAUGCAGGACCAGGGGAGCAGUGAGCUGCACAUGGGACUGUCUCUAGCCCUCGCUCUGCUCUCACAGGCCGCCUUCCCUCUGCUGGCUGGCCGAGUGUCCAAGCUCCUCAGCCCAGGAAGGAUCCUCACUGUGGGGGCUGCAAGUCUCGGGUUGCAGUGCUUCUAUUACUCCUUCCUUUGGGGGCCAUGGGCUGCGCUGCCUGCUCAGGUGUUGAGUUGUUUCAGCAGUGGAGCCCUCUGGUGGGCCGUGAAAGUCCAAUGUGAGGAUGUGGCCACACCAGGGGCUGAGAGGAGUGUGAGGAGGAUCUACGGUGGGCUUUCUCUACACUUGGGGAGCGGGUUGGGGAGCUUUGCCGGAGGGUUGGUGGUUCAGAGGUUCGGGCAGACGUGGUUGUUCAGAGGAGUGGCAGUGGGUCUGAUGCUGUGGUGUGUGUGUUUGCCUCUGCUCCAGUGGAAAGCCCCUCGCCAGCGCAGGAUAAACUAUUCUCGCCUUUUGGCGGCUGAUGCAAGUGAAGCCAGUGACUCUGAGUCUGAUCAGGAGAGAGACUGGCUUGAUAAAGCAAUGGAGGAUGACAGAAGCAAUAACAACUAUGGAAGGAGAACAAACCACUGAACUCCACAAUGUGAGGGGACAAAGGCCGUGCAUAAAGAGUGCAGUAGAUAAAUGAGGCUCACCAAAUCAUGGAAUAAUUUCUCUCAGUAUGGAAAUAAGCAUCUCCCACCAGGUUCGAUAUGUCACUCUUUAUGAACAGGUAGCAUAGCACAAAGCGAGAUCAUUGAUUUUCUGCUGUCAGGUUUAAUUAAAAUCUUGAGAGCUGACUUUCACCUCUCAUUACUGCACUUUUUUCCAUCACAGUGCAAUGUUGUGGCAUCUCAUCUUUCUGGCCAUUUUAUCAGUCUGCGGUGCUGAUGGAGCACCUGAGCCCUUACAAAUAUACAUUUGCAGGACCAAUGAUUGUUUUUAUAAAGCAAACAAGUUGGCUGCAUUAUGUUUGGGAAGGGGAAGAACUCCUCCCUGCAGGUUCAACAGUGUCCUGGAGUCAUCAGGACAAUAGCAACAGUUACUAAAGCCUCUUACUGGGAGUGCAAGCACAUGACGUGUGCACAAGGUGAGGCUGAACUAGACCUGCAACCUGUUUGACCAUACCCAGUGCGUUUAUCUACUGUAAUUAUUGUGUUUGGGGCUUGUUUUGAAGUAUGUGAGCCAGUACAAUGACUGAACAAGUGAUCAGCUUUCAGUUGUGUGUAUUUAACUGCAGGACGUUCAAUGCAUUCAAACUGACCUCUGCAAACUGAGUUGGAUGAUUGUGGUGUUAUGCAGGGGUGUGCAGGACCUGUAGAGGACAUCUGUGUUUGCUUCUGUGUCAAAACAUGUUUGUCUAAUCUUUGCUUCAGGGUGAGUUUGCUGCUUGCCUUAUGCCAAAUGGUCAAUUUUGACCUAUUAGGAAACAGUGGCCAGUUAAAAAGGCUACAUGCACUGCAAUCUUAUGCAGCAGGGACAAUUAAAUCUGAUAUUAAAAGCUCAUUUUCUUUUGUUCAUGAAGUUUCUGUAUGUCUGUGUUGUAUUUGUCGCGGACCUGAUUACUGUGAAGAAUAAACUAAUCACUGACAGAAUCUGA